This is a messenger RNA of Racocetra persica, 246 nucleotides long. The record is from the annotation of a GenBank genome assembly. NCBI's taxonomy places the organism in Eukaryota, Fungi, Glomeromycota, Glomeromycetes, Diversisporales, Gigasporaceae.
UUCGUUCAUUUGCUCUCAUAAUUCGGCUGGCAUUUCUUCCCGUUGAACUUUAUAGCGGGGGAGCAAAUUUUUCCGAAAAUUGGUGCCACCUCCAUCAAAUACUACUAACAAUUUUUGGAGGAAUGGAGGAGAUUGUUGCCGUCAAUUAUCAAUCAUUUUUGGGUCAUAGAGACAAUAAAAUUUUAGUAAUAUUUGCUCUUAUUCUAUGGUUAGAAAUUAGCUUUGCGUCGGUCGUUGAAGUUUCUA